GCAGAUGCGCGUGGAGCGUCUCCUCUGUGAGAAGGAACAUCAGGAACCAUCAGGAUGUCCGCUGGAACGCUGGACAAAAACACCACGAUAGACUUGAGGAAGAAGCACGUUGGGCCUUCUUGUAAGAUUUUCUUCAGCCAUGACCCCAUCAAGAUUGUGAGAGCCAAAGGCCAGUACAUGUAUGAUGAGAAGGGUCAGCGCUACCUGGACUGCAUCAACAACGUUGCUCACGUGGGUCACUGCCAUCCAGAUGUGGUGAAGGCAGGAGCUCAGCAGAUGGAACAGCUGAACACCAACUCGCGUUUCCUGCAUGACAACCUUGUGCUGUACGCCCAGAAGCUGCAGGCGACGCUGCCCAGCAAGCUCUCAGUCUGCUACUUCGUCAAUUCUGGCUCCGAAGCCAACGACCUGGCUCUCCGACUCGCAUGGCAAUACACAGGCCACAAAGAUAUCAUCACACUGGAGAAUGCGUAUCACGGCCACGUCUCCUCGCUAAUUGACAUCAGUCCAUAUAAGUUCCACCAGCUGUCAGACGCCGAGCACAAUCCAUCUGUCCAUGUGGCUCCCAGCCCAGAUGUGUACAGAGGUAAAUACAGAGCGGACCACCCCGACCCGGCCACGGCAUACGCAGAUGAAGUCAAGAAUAUCAUAGAAAAAGUCGACAAAAAAGGAGGCAAGAUUGCUGCUUUCAUUGCUGAAUCUCUACAGAGUUGUGGCGGGCAGGUCAUUCCUCCUGUGGGCUACUUCCAGCAAGUGGCAAAACACGUCCGUGAGGCCGGGGGCGUUUUCAUCGCCGACGAAGUCCAGGUGGGCUUCGGUCGGGUCGGCUCCCACUUCUGGGCCUUCCAGCUCCAAGGAGACGACUUCGUCCCCGACAUCGUCACCAUGGGGAAGCCCAUCGGCAACGGCCACCCCAUGUCGUGUGUGGUCACAACCACAGAGGUGGCCGAGGCCUUCAUGUCAACGGGAAUGGAAUAUUUCAACACAUUCGGCGGAAACCCGGUGUCGUGCGCCAUCGGCCUCGCCGUCCUGGACGUGAUUGUGAAAGACGACCUGCAGGGUAACGCCGUACGUGUCGGCCGCUACCUGGUCAGCCAGCUGGAAAAGCAGAAGGAGAAGCACUCGCUGAUCGGAGACAUACGCGGCUGUGGUCUCUUUGUCGGGGUGGAGCUGGUGAGGGACAGGGUGAAGCUCACGCCUGCAGCAGCAGAGGCCCAAGAAGUCAUAUAUAAGCUGAAGGAACAACACAUCCUCCUCAGUGCCGACGGGCCUCAUCGCAACGUGCUCAAGUUCAAGCCCCCGAUGUGCUUCAGUGCGGAGGACGUGGACGAGGUCGUGCAGAAAAUCGACCAUAUUCUGACAGAACUGGAGGAUGCUCUGGGCCUGAAGCUGCACAGCGUGUCGGAUAAAGAGAAUGAAGGAGGGAAAAGAAAGCUGCUGACUGAGGAGAACGGACACCAGAGGGACGCCGGCUUCGUCCAGAGCAGAGCACACGGUCCUCAACACACCAAACAAGGCAAACGCGUCAAGACAUGAAGCCGCCUGUCAGAAAGCACAUUUAAUAUAAAGGACUGAUAAAAGACGUCAUGGAUACUCCGUUUAAUCAUGAUUCUUAAAUCGAGGAGAUAGCAGUGGCUUUUCGGUCUUAUUUUGAAUCACUCUCAGGUAUCAAGGAGCUUUUUUAGCACCAUAACUUGUGUUAUAUUUGCUGCUGUGCGCGUUACCUCUUACCGUGUUAUUUUUAAAUUAACCGACACUCGUGUGAUUGUUAUUUUUAAUAGAAAUACAUUUUAAUAAAACCACAAUACUGCCAU
Molecule: messenger RNA, 1814 nt
Organism: Salarias fasciatus (jewelled blenny)
Lineage: Eukaryota; Metazoa; Chordata; Actinopteri; Blenniiformes; Blenniidae
Gene: etnppl
Product: ethanolamine-phosphate phospho-lyase
Exons: 13
Coding region: 55-1536 (493 amino acids)
Cellular component (GO): mitochondrion
Molecular function (GO): ethanolamine-phosphate phospho-lyase activity; pyridoxal phosphate binding; transaminase activity
Source: RefSeq, a predicted model, not a curated record